This is a messenger RNA of Drosophila willistoni, 3378 nucleotides long. It is a transcript of the gene vri, whose product is annotated as homeobox protein 5. Gene Ontology annotation, cellular component: nucleus. The transcript is spliced from 3 exons. The record is from RefSeq and is a predicted model, not a curated record. Gene Ontology annotation, biological process: regulation of DNA-templated transcription; circadian rhythm. Gene Ontology annotation, molecular function: DNA-binding transcription factor activity; DNA binding. The coding region runs from base 342 to 2627 and encodes 761 amino acids. Lineage: Eukaryota; Metazoa; Arthropoda; Insecta; Diptera; Drosophilidae.
GAUUCAGCGUUCGUUCGAAGCGGUCGCGAGUCAGCGGACAGAAAAUAAUAAAACACAUAUUAUUGUUAUUAAACAAACCGUCAGAAAAGCAACAGUGAAAACGUUAGCGAGAACCGUUAAAAGCGUUUUGGUCAAAGCCAAAUCAAGUGAAUAGAAAGUUCUUGCAAAAGUGGGCCAAAAGAAAAAAUACACACAAUAAAAAAUAAAAAAAACACCCAGCCAAAUAAAUAAAUUAUGAUCUCGCGAUUUUAAAUAUUGUGUGAAUCAAUUGAAUUCCAAUUAUUAUUAUUAUUAUUAUUAUUGCAAACGUAAUGCAAAUAAAGUGUUAACAAAAAAACAUUAUGUCGAUUGUUUGCACGCUGGAACAGAAAGUGAACUUUUUUAAAGCGGCAGCAACAACAAAAAAUCUUUUGAUACUCAAGAACAACAAUAUUAACAAUACGGAUACCAUUUAUCACAAUAUAAAUUAUAAUCAGGAUAUAUCCUCUACAAGCAACAUUAACAGCAGCAGCAGCAGCAAUAACAACAACAAGCAAUUUGGACGUGGACAAAAUCAUAAUUUGCCAAAGAAAUUUGAACAUCUGCAGUAUAUAAAUCCCUGCAGUGGAACACGCUACUUAACUGCUCUAACAGCAGAAGGAAAACCGAUUAAAAAGGAAGAGCUAUUGCUCUUCCCAGGAACCACACAAAUGCCCGAAGUGCUUAGCGGUACACCAACAAAUAGCCACAAUAAAGCCAUCUCAUCCAGUUCUAUAUCCAUGAUGAAUAACGUACGUUUGACAACCAUAUCACCCACAUUGUCCAUGAAUGGCAGCUCCAAUGAGGCCACAAAUUUGCAUCCUUUAUCCAUGUAUGGUGGAUCGAUAAGUCCUCAGUCAAAUGAUAGUGGAAUGUCCGAUAGCCUUGCCAAGUUUGCUCCAGGAAGCGGUGGCGGUGGCGGCGGCGGCGGUGGCUAUGUCAGUGAUAGUAUGAUGUCGAAACAACCCACACAGAAUGGACCACAAUCCGCAUUGACAGCUGCCCAAAAGGAGCUCUUCUCGCAGCGCAAACAACGGGAAUUCACACCGGACAACAAGAAAGAUGAAAGCUAUUGGGAUCGCCGGCGACGCAAUAAUGAAGCAGCCAAGCGUAGCAGAGAGAAGAGACGCUAUAACGAUAUGGUUCUGGAGCAGAGAGUCAUCGAGUUGACCAAAGAGAAUCAUGUGCUUAAGGCCCAAUUGGAUGCCAUCAGGGAUAAGUUUAAUAUUUCCGGCGAGAAUUUGGUUAGUGUGGAGAAAAUUUUGGCAUCGCUGCCAACCAGUGAGCAAGUCUUGAGCAAUACCAAAAGACCCAAGUUGAGCAGCGGCGGUGGCGGUGGCAGCGGUGGUGGCUCCAACUCUUCCUGCUCGUCGAUGGGUUCACCAGGAGAUGGACACAAUGGCUAUCAGAGUGCAAGUGUUAAUGCUCCCCUCUCACCACUGAUCUAUGGGCCCAAUGUCAAUGCUCGUCCCUCUGCGGCAGUGGAGAAUGCCCAAGUGAAGAGUGUUCAUCAUGUGGUUCAGCAUGGCCAGCACAUUUCGCAACCAUCCCCGCUACCGCCUACACAUGUUGCUCUGCAACCACCUACACAUCCCUCCUCCUAUCAGGCGAUGGCCAGUGGCCAACCUCUUGAGCCUGUGUCUGCUUCAGUAUCUCCGCCCUCAAAUCCCAUUGCCAAUCUUCAUGUAUUGCAACAGGCGCUCAAUCGGAAUGUAAGACCUGAGGAUUUGGAUAGCCUGCGUAAAGCUGUGGCCGUUGGAGCUCUGUAUAGCGCCGCUGCUGUUGGAGGAGCACCACCGCCAGCACCAGCUGUUGUCUAUAAUCCGGCUUCAAACGCGGGAGCUAGCUACAAGGAGCAUCUAGAGGCAAGCGCUUACCUGCAACAGCAACAACAACAGCAACAACAGCAUGGCCAACAACACAGUGUGGAAACAGCAGUCAGUAGCAGUGCUGUGGAUGCAGUGACCAGCUCUUCAGCAGCCAGUGUACUGAAUCUCUCACGACGAGCCUGUUCACCCAACUAUGAGCACAUGCUAUCCUCCACAACAUCAUCCUCUUCAUCCGCCUCCACAUCGUCCGUCUCAUCGGGUGCCGUUUCCGGUGAUGAUGAGCAGGAGCAUGACCAUGCCCAUGCAUCCAGCCCGCAUCUAAACCUAGCUCCCCUUCAAUUGCAACGCAGCAGUCCCAGUGCCAGUGAUGCCAACAAUUGUCUGCCCCUCAAGUUGCGUCACAAAUCCCAUCUGGGUGACAAAGAUGCUGCCGCCAAUGCCCUGCUCUCGCUUCAGCACAUCAAACAGGAACCCAACUGCAGUAACCGUUCAUCGCCACCAGCCUGGAAUGAUAAUGGUGAUAAUUCCAGCGACGAAAGAGACUCAGGCAUCUCCAUAGCCAGUGCCGAAUGGACGGCUCAACUGCAACGCAAGCUGAUGGCUGGACCCAAAGAGAGUGUUGCCCCUGUUGGUGGUGGUGGUGUCAACGGUGGUGUCAACGGUGUUGCGGUCUCUGUCACUGUGUCGAGUGCCGAACGUGAUCAAAUGCUUAAAAGCCAAUUGGAACGCCUCGAAUCGGAGGUGGCUACCAUUAAAAGUAUGAUGAUCUUGGCCGAAUAAGAAAAAUUCACAUGGAUUCAGAGGAGAGAGAGCGAAGAGACAGAUAACAUUUUUGUUGGUCAGAUGGCCACAGAGAGGGAAUAUAUAUGUAUAUGUAUGUGAGAGAUCCAUGGCAUUAGCCGAGACAUAAAUGUAGUACAGGAAUAUUUAACUAAAGGACAUAAACCCUAAUUUCGAUUCGUAAUUAUCUAAAAAUAGAAUUUGUCCUCAACCAGUUGAGAAUUAUAUAAACUACGAAUUGAAAUUUCGGCGAUUAUCCAUGAAAUUAUUUCAAUGUGACAGAUAUUUUAUAUAAUAUCUGUUUAUCCCUAUUAUAAUCAAUUAAUAAUUAUGUAUUCUAUGCGUUAAAAAAAAAAAAAAAACUAAAUAGAUCUCGUCUUAAUUGGAGCUACAAAACAAAACAAAACAAAAUCCUUAAGAUCAUCUUUUAAACAACAUUUAAGAAAUUGUUGAUGAUCAAAUUUUCUUUUUUUCCAUUUUUUAAAGUUUCCUUAUGCAUGAAAAACAAAAAAAAAACACAAAGUAGAAAACAUUUUAGUUAUAGUUCUGCUAAGUAUUCUUACAUCUUGUAUAUACACUACACUACAUAUUAUUCCUAUACAUAUAAAUAUUUGUUGUACAUAGUUUUAAAAGCUAAGCUUCUUAAAAAUUACUUACUGAUUAUCCUAAAAAUAAAAAUUGUAUUCUUUAAGAGAAAAGCGUGAAGCACAUUCAAAAUGCAAAAAACAACAAAACAAUUAAAUAAAUGUUG